This is a messenger RNA of Arabidopsis thaliana (thale cress), 990 nucleotides long. RefSeq names its product integral membrane hemolysin-III-like protein. Bases 82 to 594 code for a protein of 170 amino acids. The record is from RefSeq and is marked reviewed. Lineage: Eukaryota; Viridiplantae; Streptophyta; Magnoliopsida; Brassicales; Brassicaceae. The transcript has 5 exons.
AUCUCUCGGAGCGGAACGGCUCUGCUCUGCUCUUAUCCUCUGUCUGAUCCGUCUCCAUCACCAUCUCCGUUCUACAGUGAAAUGGAGAUUCCGGAGGGGACAUCAAAAGAUUCAGAAAAGGCCAACGAACAAGAUUCAGUGUCAUCAAUUGGGGCAAAGAAACCUCCACUGGAAUCUCCAGCCACUACUAAUGCUGCAAGCGGUCGACUUGUUUAUGUCCGGAGAAGAGUGGAGGUUGACACAUCCAAAGCAGCUGCUAGCACUACUAAUCCGAACCCGCCUCCUACUAAGGCACCACUUCAAAUACCUUCAUCACCCGCACAGGAACCAACCCCUACCAGCCAUAAGUUAGACUGGGAAGAGCGUUACCUUCAUCUUCAAAUGCUUCUUAACAAGCUUAAUCAAUCUGAUCGGACCGAUCAUGUUCAGAUGCUUUGGUCACUUUCCUCCGCCGAGCUUAGCAAGCAUGCUGUUGACUUGGAAAAGAGGUCUAUUCAGUUCUCUCUCGAGGAAGCGAGAGAGAUGCAGCGCGUAGCAGCUUUAAACAUGUUAGGAAGGUCUGUGAAUAGUCUAAAAUCUACAUCAAAUGAGUGAAGGGAAAUGGGCAGCAACACAUGUGGUGGAUGCGGAGAAAGGGCAGUCAGUAAUGAGGCAGAAAGGAGCAUUAUCCAAGAUAUUGUUACAGCAGUGAUUGUGACUCGAAGAGAAGAUAUAUAUUUGACAGGUAUCCAUAUUUUGUUCUAGCCUAAGAAGGAUUCAUAAUCUGGAAAUCAUACUAUUAGUAAAUUAUUUUGGAGAGAUGCUCCCACGAGUUAGGAGAUUUCAAUAGAUUAGAUUAGAUCCCUCCAAAGGUCUUGAUGUUAAACUCCUGAGAGACAACUGUCGCAACGACUGUCACUUGGGCUUAAGAUCCCAUUGCAUUCUGUAUCUAUCUACUUACACCUGUACUUGAGACAGCCUAAUACUACCAAGUCCAUUGCAUUUUCUGUU